Microdochium trichocladiopsis is the source of this 966-nucleotide messenger RNA. Its product is annotated as putative glucosamine-6-phosphate isomerase. Gene Ontology annotation, cellular component: cytoplasm. NCBI's taxonomy places the organism in Eukaryota, Fungi, Ascomycota, Sordariomycetes, Xylariales, Microdochiaceae. Gene Ontology annotation, biological process: D-glucosamine catabolic process; carbohydrate metabolic process; N-acetylglucosamine catabolic process. The coding region runs from base 1 to 966 and encodes 321 amino acids. The record is from RefSeq and is a predicted model, not a curated record. Gene Ontology annotation, molecular function: identical protein binding; glucosamine-6-phosphate deaminase activity. The transcript is spliced from 3 exons.
AUGCGUCUGGUCAUCCGCGAAGACCCCUCAUCGGCGUCUCAGUACGCUGCCGAAUACAUCAUCAAACGCAUUAAUGCCUCCGCCCCGACACCGGAAAAGCCGUUUGUCCUCGGUCUGCCGACGGGCAGCAGCCCCCUGACGAUAUACAAGAUCUUUGUCGAAGCCUACCGGGCCGGCCGGAUCUCGUUCCGCAAUGUCGUCACCUUCAACAUGGACGAGUACGUCGGCCUGCCGCGCGAGCACCCCGAGUCGUACCACUCCUUUAUGCACAAGCACCUCUUCAAGCACGUCGACAUACAACCCGCCAACAUUAACAUGCUCGACGGCAACGCCGCGAGCCUGAGGGAAGAGUGCGCUGCUUACGAGGCCAAGAUCAAAGCCGCCGGCGGCAUCGAGCUCUUCCUGGGCGGUGUGGGCAGCGAUGGGCACAUUGCCUUCAACGAGCCCGGGUCCAGCCUGGCCAGCCGGACCAGAGUCAAGUCCCUGGCGGACGAGACGAGGCUGGCGAACGCGCGCUUCUUUGGUGGCGAUGUCGAGGCCGUGCCCAGCAUGGCUCUGACGGUGGGCGUGCAGACGGUCAUGGACGCGCGGGAGGUCGUCAUCAUCGCCACGGGCCCGUCAAAGGCGCUGGCCAUCCAGCAGGCCGUCGAGGGCGGCGUGAGCCACCUGUGUACGCUGUCGUGUCUGCAGAUGCACCCUUGCAGCAUGGUGGUUGUGGACAACGACGCGACGGCCGAGAUGAAGGUCAAGACGGUGAAUUACUUCCGUGGUGUCGAGAGCACCAUCCGCAAAAAGCAAUACUCGGCAAAGUCAGACCCGCUCGAGCCGAUGAUGCUCACCCCUGACUCGCCAGAGUCAUUACCGGCCGAUAAUGACGACCUGCAGCCAGACAACAUGGCCUCGCGGAUCAAGUGGUCGGGAAGGCUGGCUGCCAGAUCUGCCACCAUGCCGAUCUCGAUGUACUAG